UUCGCGGGUCGUCGUUCAGGUCGUUGGUCUCGAUCACAGUCGUUAGCCCGCGUUAUUGUUUCAUUUUUAAGCUGUGAGCCGUGGAGAAAGCGUUCACUAACCAAGGUUGUUUCAUUUAGCCAAUCAGUUGGUUUAGCUUAUUACUGUAUUUAUUUUCCAAACCGCAGGGUGAGGAAUUAUAAGAUAUCUUCUGGACAGCAUCUUUGCGGUCCCACUGUCAAGUCACAAUGAUCACCAGAAGAAGAGGCCGUACUAACAACAACAACACAGAGUCUCUUCAGGUUGAAGUGGUGGAUGCAGUGGAAACUGUAGAGGAUCUCCCAAGCCCCUCUGUGGGUUUCCCAGCUGACGACAUCGACUCUGGUGGAAUAGAGCUAGAUGACCUGUUUGGAAUUGAAGACCUAAAAUGGACACUUGAAAAAGACACUGAUUCCCCACUGUUUGAUUUAGAGUUGGCUGAUCUUGGUGUGUACUGCACCAAGGAUCGAGAUUCCGGGUUUGAUGCUUCAACAGCCUCAUCUCCAGAGAGAAUGUCAUCUGACCUCAAGAUGAAGAAUAGACAAAACCAGUCAAGCCACACGAUCAACAAAAAUGCUAUUGCUGCCAGAUUGAACCGUCUCAAGAAGAAAGAAUACGUCAACAGCCUGGAGAAGAAAGUCGGCGUCCUGUCAUCAGAAAACAACGCACUCAAACAGGAAAAUUCUCACCUGACCAAGAGAGUGGAGGAAUUGGAAGAUGAGACCAGGUACCUGAGAGCUGUGCUGGCCAAUGAGAGCAUGUUAGCCCAGCUCUUGUCCAGACUGAGCGGUGUGAAUGGGAUGAAAUUAUCUUCCUCGCUUUUCCAGGGGUCCAACUCAAACGACCACGACUAUGCCUUACCCAGGAAGCGCGUGAAAGUGGAGGAGAAAGAGACAUCUGGUGGCGUGUGUCUGCAUGUGGACAAGAACCACGUCUCAGUGGAGUUCUGCACUAAGUGUGCAGAAAGUGCAAGCACAUCGCUCACAAUGUAGGGUCAAGUACUUCUCUCUGUUCUCAGAUAUUCAGACUGAACUUGAUAUGGCUCAGUGUACUGAACUUCUUGAAGGUGGAUGAACACUGUUGAGUUAGUUAAGAUUACCUAAGAACUGCUGAAUGUGCAUGUGUUUUUGUCUGAUGAUGGAUUGAGUACACGUUACUGCUAAACCUUGUUGACAGUUUCUUCUAGGUAAUGGUUGAUCCACCAUGCGGGAUGAGUGGCUUUCUGAACACCUUUACCUGCUUGACUCCAUGUGGAUUCUGCUGGUGGAAGGCGAAGAGGCUGGACAAGCUGCUGCCAACCUGGCCUGGUAUUUUUUAAAGGUAGUAUCGGUAACGAUGGUAUAAGUGAUUACCUUUUACCAAACCCCCACAACAUCUGUAGCUGUAGGUCUUGUCAGCAUAGCUUAUGCAGCCUUUUUUUUAGGGGCUGACUACGGCUGCUCCAUCACUUGGAGCAAUGCUACCAGAGGCUUAAUAGUCUCAGAAUCAUGUCUUGUAUAUAUUUACGUAUGGGAGUGUGUUCAGUAGAUACAUCCAAAGUGAUCUGCUUUAAGUGAUGAAAUUGCCCAUUUUGAUCAAGUGUAACAAAAUGUAAAUGUGUAUAUAACUUUGAAUUCAUAUUGUUUGAAGUAAAUGGCAUUUGAGAAAUGUUGGACAAAUAAAUCAUAUUUUCAUUAAGUUUGACUAACAUA
Molecule: messenger RNA, 1709 nt
Organism: Toxotes jaculatrix (banded archerfish)
Lineage: Eukaryota; Metazoa; Chordata; Actinopteri; Toxotidae
Gene: crebzf
Product: CREB/ATF bZIP transcription factor
Exons: 3
Coding region: 228-1010 (260 amino acids)
Cellular component (GO): nucleus
Molecular function (GO): DNA-binding transcription factor activity, RNA polymerase II-specific; RNA polymerase II transcription regulatory region sequence-specific DNA binding
Source: RefSeq, a predicted model, not a curated record